AUGUUUCGAAGGCAUUUUCUUCGUUACUUAUCAACAAAUAGUGGGCCUAAAAAUCAAAAACCACUAAAUGUUGCUGAUAAAUUAGAAAAAAAAUUUGACAAAGUCUCAGGAAAGCGUACCAAAAUACAGGGUUGGGUUAAGGUGAUAAGAAAAAUGAAGGACAAAGUAUUUCUAGAAGUCAACAACGGAAUGACGUUUGAGCAUGUCCAGGUUGUGGCUAAAAAGACUGACAUCCCGACAAAUUUAAGUUACGACUGUUCAGUAUUUGCUGCGGGUGAAGUCGCGUACGCACCAAAUGGUAGAUAUGAAAUACGCGCCGAUGAAGUAAGAAUCCUCGGGUCGUGUGAAGUAGACGGGAGUUAUCCACUAUCCUUUAAAAAAGAUUAUAUACUCGAUGAUCUACGUCAAAUUUUACACCUGAGACCUAGAACCGCUCAAUUUUCUAGUUUACUUAGAUUGAGAAGUAUAGCCUCACUGGCAAUCAGUAAACACAUGAACGAACGGGGGUUUAUAAAUAUUCACACGCCUAUUUUAACCUCCAAUGACUGCGAGGGUGCUGGUGAAGUAUUUUCGGUGGUUCCAGAGUCUCGUAAGAUGCUUGACACGAUGAAGAAAAGUAAAGACCAGUCGGUAGAAACACUAUCAAAGGUCUACACAUUUGGCCCAACAUUUAGAGCCGAAAAUUCAAAAUCAAGAAUGCAUUUAUCGGAAUUUUACAUGAUAGAAGCUGAAGAAGCUUUUGUCACGGACAUCAGAAUGCUAACAACUGAAUCAGAGUUAUUAUUUAAAGCAAUUACCCGUGCUCUGGUAGAAAAAGGAGCUUCAGACAUGCAUGCAAUAAAAGCCGAAACACCCAAAUGGCUUGACAAAGACUUUAGGUACAUGACUUACGACGACGCGAUUAAUAUCCUCGAUAAACAUGCAGAUAAGCUUUCAAUACCAGCUAAGCGGGGUCAAGCUCUGUCCAAAGAGCAUGAAUUAUUUCUAGUUGAUUACAAUGACGGGAUUCCGACGUUCGUUAUCAACUGGCCGAAAGAAAUUAAGCCCUUUUAUAUGAAAGAAUGCUCUCAUGAUUCAUCAAAGGUUGCUGCUAUGGAUCUACUGGCGCCAGUAGUAGGUGAAGUUUUCGGUGGGAGUCUCAGAGAAGACAAUUAUGAGCUACUGAAACAAAAAAUACCUCCCAAGGCAAAUCUUGAGUGGUAUUUAGAUCUAAGAAGAUAUGGAAAUGUCCCAACAGGCGGAUUCGGGAUGGGAUACGAGAGAUUUCUUCAAACAGUACUUGGGAUUCCGAACAUCAGAGAUGUGAUUCCUUUUCCUAGAUGGCCACACAACUGCAGUCUAUGA
Messenger RNA from Cotesia congregata, 1344 nucleotides. Lineage: Eukaryota; Metazoa; Arthropoda; Insecta; Hymenoptera; Braconidae. The record is from the annotation of a GenBank genome assembly.